CGUAUCGAGUGGGUCACGCGUGCGUUCGGCUCUUGUAGCGUGCGCUUUAAUACGACGCUCCGCGCGAGUACGACUACAGUUUUCACACUUCGACAAAACUUUGAACAAUUGUUAGUGUUACAUAGUGAACGACAGCUUUAACCUCCAAUUGGAUUUUAAUGGAUUUAAUUAUUUACUUACACUUGUGAUUGUGACGCUCAUUCUUCAGCGGGAUUAAUUAAACUAAUGUCGACGAUAGCGUGCGAACAGUGUCAUUACGCUGAUAAAUAUUGAGUGUCGGCGGCGGUGGCGACAAUGGGAUUUUGUGAAUGAAUGCUAAUGUGUUCAUUAAGCUGAUUAGCGAGAAACGUGAAAACUGCAAGCGCACAACAAAUCAUAAUACAAAAGCCGCCGAUAACGGAUAAAUCGGGCCGUGAAGUAAGCGCAAAACAAAUGUGAAUGUGAACGCCGCAUUUCGUACUCGUACUUAUUAAGUGUGAAGGAAAGUUUCGUGUGCCGCGAGAGUGUGAGCUCGUUUGUUUCGCGAUGAACGUUUAGACGAAAAAGUGUGCGAGUUUGGAUUUUUCUUACUUCUCUAAGUGGAAGAAGAAACAAACAACAUGGCUGCGAUACGGAGAAGACGACUGGAUAUUAUUUAUGUGGUGUUUGUUGCCGCGACGAGUCUUCUGAUAUUCGCACCUCAGCACGUUAAAGGUCAAUACCGUUCGCCGCGCAUCACCGAGCAUCCGUCCGACACCGUCGUCGCCAAGAACGAGCCAGUGACGCUCAAUUGCAAGGCUGAAGGACGCCCCGAGCCCGUCAUCGACUGGUUCAAGGACGGCGAACUAGUGAAGACAACCCAUGCGGACAACAGCAAGUCGCAUCGUGUUCUACUCUUAUCCGGAUCGUUGUUCUUCCUGCGCACGCUGCAAAGCAAGAAGGAGCAGGAUAGUGGCGUCUAUUGGUGUGUGGCACGUAACGUCGCUGGAUCCACCAGCAGUAAGAAUGCGACGCUCACCGUUGCCGUUUUGCGCGAAGAUUUUCGCGUCGUACCAACGGACACACGCGUCGCAGCUGGUGAAACGGCUCUUUUACAAUGCUCACCGCCAAAGGGACAUCCCGAACCCACUGUUACAUGGAAGAAGGAUAACGUCAAUUUGGAGUUGGAUGGCCGUCGUAUGCACAUUGUGGACGGUGGAAAUUUGAUGAUUUCCGAUGUGAGGCAACACGACCAGGGCCGGUAUCAAUGCAUGGCGCACAAUAUGGUCGGCACGCGUGAAUCUUCGGCCGCCACUCUGACCGUGCAUGAAAAACCGAGAUUCAAUAAAGAACCCAGCGAUGUUGUGGCGGCGAGUGGGAAAUCAGUCGUUUUUCACUGCUCCGUGUAUGGUGAACCGACGCCAACGGUGAUGUGGCGCCGCGAAGACGGCAAGAUGCCCGUGGGACGUGCUCGCAUCAUGGACGACAAGUCGCUACUCAUCGACAACGUCCAAACUGCCGACGAGGGCUUGUACAUCUGUGAUGCAGAAAACGUUGUUGGCCGCAUCUCUGCCAAGGCUUCACUUGUUGUUAAUUCUCCUUCGACGUUUAUCGAACGUCCGAAAGAUCAAAAGGUCGGGCUGAACGGCGUGGUGGAGUUUCAUUGCGCCGCCACCGGGCAUCCCCCGCCUUCCGUCUUCUGGCGCAAGGAGGGUUCCCAGAUGCUCAUGUUCCCUGACACGUCGUACGGACACAUGCAUGUAAAUGCGCACGGCACGCUGAAAAUUCAAGGCGUGCAGCGUGAAGACGCUGGUUUUCUUGUGUGUUCCGCGUUGAGCGUCGCUGGAUCGAAUUCGGUACGCGCAUUCCUGCAAGUCACCUCCGUCGCCGACCUGCCGCCGCCGAUUAUUCAAAUCGGUCCAGCGAACCAAACGCUACCGUUCAACAGCCAAGUCACUUUGCAUUGCAAAGCGGCGACUCCAGACGGCGCGCCGGUGAAGGUGCGCUGGCUCAAGGACGGCAAACUGUUGACGGAGGAUCUGCCUGAUCGACACACCAUCAACAAUUCCGGCACGCUGGACAUUGACAAUUUGCGGGUUGAAGAUUCCGGCCUCUACACGUGCUCGGCAACCUCGGAGAGCGGCGAAAGUUCGUGGUCGGCAUCGCUGAGCGUGGUCGAGGGUCCUUCGUCGUCACUGCAUCGUAGCCCCGAUCCGUCCACUUUCCCGCGGGCGCCUCCGGCUCCUCGCAUUCUAAACGCAACGGAAUCCAGCGUAAGUUUAACCUGGGAAAGCGCCGAUGAGGAAAGUGGCCUCGUGGGCUACACUGUCGAGUAUUGGAGUCCGGAUUUACAAACUGGUUGGGUGGUCGCUGCUCAUAGAGUGCCUAAUUCUUAUAUGGUUGUGCGUGAAUUAAAACCGGACAGUUCGUAUGUAUUUAUUGUGCGUGCGGAAAAUGCUCACGGUUUAUCACCAGCGAGUAUUGUGUCAGGUACAGCGCGCACCUUGACAAAUUCGCGAGCAGUGCCCCGAUCAGAAUUAGAUACGGCUCGUACAAUGUUAAGCACGAAACUAGUGGAUAUCCAUGAUGCGCGACCAUCAUCUUCAAGUUCAGUGAAACUAACUUGGACUUUACGUGCACCUGAUUAUGUGGAAGGACUUUACAUUCGCUUUCGCGAGUUAUCGGGUGGUUCUCACAACUACAACAUCCUCACAGUAUUAGACAUUCAUACUAAGAAUUAUAUUGUGAGCAAUCUGAAGAAGUUCACAAAGUACGAAUUUUUCAUCUCUCCGUUUUACAAAUCCGUCGAAGGACAACCAUCGAAUUCACGCGUUGCUCAAACCUUGGAAGAUGUUCCGUCCGCUCCACCUGACAGCAUCACAGCGGGUGUCUUCAAUAAUUCUGCCGGUUGGGUGCGAUGGUCACCACCUCCCCCUCAGCAUCACAAUGGCAUCAUUAUUGGAUACAAGAUACAAAUGAAAGGCAGCGCUUCGCGAUUGCUUUUAAUGAAUGCCAGCACUACGUCUGUUUUAAUUGGUAAUCUCACUUCAGGUGGACUCUACAAUGUUCGAGUUGCGGCUUUAACUCAUGCUGGGCUUGGACCAUUUUCGAACGCUGUGCCAUUAUUGACAGCUCCGCGUGCUCAAAGCCCGAGAACCUUGGGCCCAUUGGUGCCUUUAGUUCGACAGACAUGGUUUGUUAUCUUGUUGGCCGCGAUGGCGCUACUUUUGGUUGCCAUAACUGGUGGAUUAUUGUAUUUGAAACGUAAACAAUCAAUGAGCAAAGAACUGGGACAAUUAGCUGUGCCAGUGGUCAACGCGGCUCAACUGAACGCUAAGGAAAGUUUGUGGAUUGAUCGUGGCUGGAGAGCUGCUGACUGCGACAAAGAUUCAUCGAUUCCACUUGCGCCUCCCGCUGAUUAUGCGGAGGUUGAUACUAGGAGCUUAUCUACAUUUUACAACUGCAAAAAAUCACCGGACAAUCCAACACCGUAUGCCACUACAAUGUUACUACCACCACCGAAUUGGAGCGAAAUAAUUCCGCCACCGCCUGAUCAUCCACCACCGGAAUGUCCACGUGAAAAUGCUCCCGCUCCCCCACCAAGGGGUGGGAGUAGUUGUGGAAGUGUUGGUGGUGGAUACGCGUGCUAUGCCUUGCAUGUGCCAACGUCUAACAUGCAUGGUCAGUGUAAUCGUGCCGCCAUGCAACAAUACGCGCGCGCCGGCUCAUGCCAGAAUUGUCAGAACUGCCAGAAUUGCGAUGCGCACUGCUCUCUAGCGAGUGGCAGUUCCAACGGAAGACGGUCAACGCCACGCGGACAUUGUCAUCACCCGCACACAUGUGAUAGUAACGGCGUGAACAACAAGCUGUGGGGUGGUCCGCAGCAGUGGGACGAAACUGGUGAUGCCGAUGGCGAGAUGGAUCGGCACUCGUGUUCCAGUAGCCAUGAUACGACGUGUUCAUGCAGCGAGUCAUCAUGCUUAUACGCUGAAGCCGGUCCGUCCGUCAAUCCCAGGCCGAUGAUGCCGGUGCAGCACUGCCAAAUGAAACGUUGUGUCAAAUAAACGUUUUUAUGCCACGUAAGAAACAAUUCUUAAGUUUAAGCUACCGAUGAUAUAUGUCCACUGAUAACACAGAACGCAAUACGAUUACGUAACAUAUCCUGUACACCAUGUACGUUAUGCACUCCAGGAAUAGGAGGUACAGCAACUAUCCGAGUCCGCACACGCGCCGCUGUUUUGGCCUAACUAAAUAUAUUAUUAACUAAUCAUAUCAGAACUGAAUCCCAGCGUUAAACAACGCAACAUUGACGAUGCGUAAUGGGAUAAUUUACUAGUCCAUAGUUGUUUAGUUACCAAGUGAGUGAAGGAUUUGCACCCAGUGACAUAUAAAUCAAAAAUGACUUUCGAUAGCACUUGCGUCGCAUACGCAAGCUCCUUCACUCCGAUGCGAAUUCAACUAUAAACUGUCUUCCUGUAUCCAACACAAAGCGAAAACACGAAAUAUCCGAGACGGAAGACAAUAAAAAAACUAUGCCGUGUUCCUUUUUAACUAUUUUAUAUCUAUAUCAAUCGUCGCCAUUAAAUUCAGCCAUGCCAUCAACUUAUUCUUAGUUAAUUCAUGUUAUUAAUUAAUGUUAAAGGCCGUUUAUAACGAGCAAAUGUUUCUGCACGCGACGUUUUUACACUGAACUGAACGGAUACUUUCCUAAACUUAUCCUUAAUUAAACUAGUAAGCAAUAUUGCCACGAUGAAAAUAUAAAUAACCCUUAAAAUGCAUUUAACAUACAUUGUAGUUACAUGAAAUAUUCGAAAGAAAACGUGCGUUUGAAUGAUACCGUUCGAUGAACGGUGUGGCGACAUUUCAUACCACCGAUUCGAUAAAGUCAAUCUGUAUCAUCCAGACGCACCGACAUAACGUAUAAAUUGUGAUUUAGAAUUAUGAAUAUUAAUGAAUAUUACGACGAUAAUUGUAAUCCUUUCUGAAGUUGUACAUAGUAGACAUUGCCGGCUUUGUAUAUAAACCAAGAUGACGAAGAAAAUUAAAAUAAUGGAAAUAACUACGAAUACAAUAUUGUUAUAAAUAUUGGUGAGUAGGUAUUUGUAUUGACUUUGUAUAGCGAAAUAUAUUAUAAAUUAAAACAUGGAAAUGAACGAACAGCUGUAAGAUAUUGAAUUGUAGAUAUUUAUUAUGAGUUUACUUAUUUUGUUAAUUUAUCAAAUUAAUUGUAAUCGUACUUAUUAAACAAGAAGUUUUUGAAAUA
Molecule: messenger RNA, 5221 nt
Organism: Dalotia coriaria
Lineage: Eukaryota; Metazoa; Arthropoda; Insecta; Coleoptera; Staphylinidae
Product: roundabout homolog 2-like
Exons: 5
Coding region: 600-4022 (1140 amino acids)
Biological process (GO): cell-cell adhesion
Molecular function (GO): protein binding
Source: RefSeq, a predicted model, not a curated record